Molecule: messenger RNA, 897 nt
Organism: Cucurbitaria berberidis CBS 394.84
Lineage: Eukaryota; Fungi; Ascomycota; Dothideomycetes; Pleosporales; Cucurbitariaceae
Exons: 3
Coding region: 1-897 (298 amino acids)
Cellular component (GO): RNA polymerase II transcription regulator complex
Molecular function (GO): transcription cis-regulatory region binding; DNA-binding transcription activator activity, RNA polymerase II-specific
Source: RefSeq, a predicted model, not a curated record
AUGGACUACAGCUAUUUCAGCGCGCCUCCGCAGCAGCCCUAUCACCACUUUCUGGGCAUGCCGCCGAGUGCAUUCCCCCACUCCGGAGUCGACCCGGACACUAUUCGCAGCGUUGAACCUCUCGACCCUACUCUGUUCCCCGUCCCCUACGAUGCCUUUACAUUCCACGGCCUGCCCACCCCGCAGCAGGGCUCACCCGACGCCGCUGUAGCACACACACCUAUGCCUGUUGGCAGCGUAGACUCGGGGAUUGGAGACGACGGCCGCGCAAGCCAGACGCGCAGCAGCAGCGAAGAGAAGGAAAGCCUCACCCCCGCGCAGAGCAGGCGGAAGGCACAGAAUCGGGCAGCUCAACGCGCCUUCCGUGAACGCAAGGAGCGCCAUGUCCGCGAACUCGAGACGAAACUCACGGCUCUCGAGUCGAGCACGCACUCUCUACAGUCAGACAAUGAUCGGUUAAAGCUCGCUCUGCAGCGUGCCAGGACGGAGAACGAGAUCCUACGCGCUACCUCUGGACACUCACCUGCUGCAUCGAGACCAGUAUCCGCCAGCUAUCCCUCGCCAGGCGCUCACCUUCCUCUAGACGAGGAUAGCGACGCCGACGACGACGACUACAACGUCCAAUCCCUCACCAAUGGCAGCGUUAUGAACGCUGCUGACAAGGAGCAAGUCGCUUCUCGCCGCACGUCCAAGGGCAGGCAGAUCCCCGCAGCUCAGGCCUGGGACUUUAUCCAGUCGCAUCCGCUCGUCAAGCAAGGCUUAGUCGACAUCACCGACGUCUGUGAGCGGGUAAAAGGCGCAGCAAAGUGUGACGGCCACGGGCCCGUUUUCGAAGAGGACACUUUAUGGCAAGCAGUCGAGGAGUCGAGACGGUGUGGUGGGGACGAACUCAUCUGA